AUGGAGGGCCCAACAGCGGACCAAACAGAGAACGAAGAACCUACCGUUUCUCCGGCGGCUCCCAAAAAGAAGAGAAAGAGCCGCAGGCCAAAGAGCAAGAGAGGAAAGAGCAAACCAACGGGCUUCGAGGAGUACUACGUCGACGCUCCCAUGACGGUGGAGGAGUACGAGACCGAGCAGAGCCUAUACAAUGUUCGUGUGGAGGAUGCCCUCUUGCGCUUCAACAAGAACCGUCGCAUUGAGUCUGAUAGACUAGAUGUUUUCUACAAGUACCUUAGCUAUGGGGGCAUUGAUGUGUCCCCCAAGAUGUUUGCAGGAACCGACGACCGUGGCUUGAAGGAGUUGGAUAACGAGCAGAUACUCUAUGCAAGAGGGCUAACCGCCAUCGAUAAGGAUCGUGCUAAUUUGACUAUCGAUUUCAACAUCGUGGUGAAAGGAUAUCUGACUUCUUAUUUCCCUUUCUACUUCAAUCCCUACAACGAAGACAUGAUCAAGCUGGCCACCGUCACGAUUCGCAGCUUCCUAUCAUACCUCCUCUACCAUGACGUUUGCCCAGAGUACAAAGAGAAUAUCGAAGAGGCCCGAAAGUCCUGCGACAUCGCCACCAAAGAGCUCUGGAAGAACCAACAGCUCACGGCCAGCGGACCGGGAGACUUCAACACGGCCUGUUCUAUACUCUUUGGCGGGUUUGAGCACGAACUAUAUGUCGAGAACAGUCAGUGGAAAGAUCCUGAGGACGGCAAGUGUCAAAUGACCAAAGCCGUGGCGCAGAAGGUUUUGAGAUUCGGGUUGACUGUUGCCGGAUCGGACGACCUUGCGUCUUCUUUCCAGCAGAUGUUGACUGGUGGCACUCUCGCAGCCUCGAAGAUGGAGGACAUUCACGGAUUCGAAGUCACUGAAGUGCAUCUUCUUGACGAAGAGGGAUGGAAAUUCUAUCAAGACAAGGCCCCCGAUCUUAAUCCUGUCGGAAUCCUGUUCGGAAGAACCUAUUAUGACACAAGUGAGCCAGAGUUCGAUCUCUCACCCAAAGAGCGCGAGGAACGGGCCAAGAAUGAUAGACCGCUGCCGGAGCUUACGUUCUUCUUAGAAGAAAGCCUUUUAGCGCAUUGUUACCCCGGGAUGAAGAUUAUCACUACCGUCUGGGAGAUGAACUGCGGCUUCCACUACUUCGAGGAUAUCAUCAAAGGUUACUCCUCCAUUUAUACGCCGCUAGUCAAUGAGCUCAUGAUAGGAUGGAAGAAACCACGGCCUGUCUCUGCAAAGGGCGAAGAUGAGGACAGUGAUUCGGAGGACGGAUCAGAGCAGCCAGAGCUCUAA
Molecule: messenger RNA, 1317 nt
Organism: Aspergillus mulundensis
Lineage: Eukaryota; Fungi; Ascomycota; Eurotiomycetes; Eurotiales; Aspergillaceae
Exons: 4
Coding region: 1-1317 (438 amino acids)
Biological process (GO): regulatory ncRNA-mediated gene silencing
Cellular component (GO): ARC complex
Source: RefSeq, a predicted model, not a curated record